This is a messenger RNA of Brachypodium distachyon (stiff brome), 1661 nucleotides long. RefSeq names its product beta-glucuronosyltransferase GlcAT14B. The coding region runs from base 364 to 1602 and encodes 412 amino acids. The transcript is spliced from 4 exons. Gene Ontology annotation, molecular function: glucuronosyltransferase activity. Gene Ontology annotation, cellular component: membrane. NCBI's taxonomy places the organism in Eukaryota, Viridiplantae, Streptophyta, Magnoliopsida, Poales, Poaceae. The record is from RefSeq and is a predicted model, not a curated record.
CAGAAGCACUCUGCACUAUGCCUCUGAAGCAGGUGCUGUAAUAAUCGGGACACGGCGCACUGCACCGUACCGUACGCACCUCUCCCGUCCUCCUGACUUGCUUGCACGAAACGCUGCAGAGUCAGGCUCUCACCUUCUUCACCUAUACUGCUGCUCUCUCCUACCUCACACCAGCUCAGCUUCCGCCUUCUUGCUUCGCCUCCACCAGCCAGCCAACCCAGCGACCCAGCCCCUUCCUCCCUGCCGGUUUGUUUAUUCUAUCUACCUAGGUCCCCCGUUCGCGCGUUACGCCUCACCGGACCGCCGGCGAGCUAGCCACCGCCCACCGGGAGCGAAUGCUGGAGCUCUAGCGUAGCGCUCCCCAUGACGAGGAAGCAUCCGCCGCCGGCGCACCGCCACAGGUGGAUGCGCUCGAUGCUGCUCGCGCUCCCGCUCCUCUCCCUCCCUCUCCUCUACGCCGCGCUCGGGACGGCGCGCUCGUCGUCGUCGUCGUCUUCGCCGCCCCCUCCUCUGGCGGCGCGGCUGGGGAGACAGCAGCAGCCCCUGCUGCCGCCGCCGAGGCUGGCGUACCUCAUCUCGGGCGGCCCCGGCGACGGCCCGCGGAUCCGGCGGCUGCUUCGGGCGCUGUACCACCCCUGGAACUACUACCUCGUGGGUGUUACUGGGGAGGAGGAGCGCGCGGAUCUCGAGGCGUUCGUGCGCGGCGAGGAGGCGCCCCGGCGGUACGGCAACGUGCGGGUGGCGGCGCCGGGGGAGUGGGCCGCGGUGUCGCGGCGGGGCCCCACGGAGCUGGCCGCUACGCUCCACGGCGCCGCCCUGCUGCUCAAGGAGUUCGAGGGGUGGAGUUGGUUCAUCAAUCUCAGCGCCUCUGACUACCCGCUCAUGCCCCAAGAUGACAUCCUUCAUAUCUUCUCAUAUCUCCCAAGAGAUCUGAACUUUAUUGAUCACACAAGCAAUAUUGGUUGGAGGGAGCAGCAAAGGGCAAGACCAAUCAUUGUAGAUCCAGCAUUGCAGAUCUCAAAUAAAACUGAGGUUGUGACUACAAAGGAGAAAAGGAGCCUGCCUUCAGCUUUCAAAAUAUUUGUAGGUUCAUCAUGGGUAAUACUGAGUCGAUCAUUCCUGGAAUUUUGCAUAUUGGGAUGGGACAACCUUCCUCGCACAUUACUCAUGUAUUUCGCCAACUUCUUGUCAUCCUCGGAGGGAUACUUCCACACAGUGAUCUGCAACUCAAAGUACUACCAGAACACAACUGUUAACAGUGAUGUCCGUUUCAUGGCAUGGGACAACCCCCCUCGGACGCACCCUGCUAACCUGACAACUGAGUAUUUUGAUGCAAUGGCCAACAGCGGGUUGCCGUUUGCACACUCGUUCACAGAUGACAACCCAGUCCUGGAUAUGAUUGAUGCCAAGCUAUUGAGGCGAGCGCCUGACCACUUCACACCGGGUGGAUGGUGCUUGGGCAGCACGGUAGGUGACAAAGACCCAUGCACCUUCUUCGGAAGGUCAUUUGUUCUCAGGCCAACGAGUGGCUCAGGGAAGCUAGAGAAAUUGUUAUUGAAACUUUUGGAACCUGAUAAUUUCAGGCCUAAACAGUGUAUAUAAAACACUCUUUGUUACACGUAGCCAGUUCAUAGUAUUUUGGUAGGGUUUCAGGGGCAAAA